Molecule: messenger RNA, 1095 nt
Organism: Photinus pyralis (common eastern firefly)
Lineage: Eukaryota; Metazoa; Arthropoda; Insecta; Coleoptera; Lampyridae
Gene: Ubc7
Product: ubiquitin-conjugating enzyme E2 G2
Exons: 6
Coding region: 411-920 (169 amino acids)
Cellular component (GO): cytosol; endoplasmic reticulum
Source: RefSeq, a predicted model, not a curated record
AAGAACCUACUACACAGACUUUUUGGCAUCCUCAAAAAGAUUGUUUCUUAGCAGAUCCAUAAUAUUUUGAUUUUGAGUUACAGGCAGUUUUAAAUAAACAUAGGCAGAAAAAUGUAGUUUGCAGAGUUUAACCCUAAUUACGGCUCUGCUCAUAGUUGCAUUUCCUAUCUUUGUCCGACUAGUUGCGCACAUUUCAAUUACGUUAAACAGAAAAGGACAAGCUAAACCUAAACUAAAAGCCCUUUGCCCUUUUGGUAGGCACAGGUGGUGUGUUGUGUACAGUGUACAUUACAGACGGAUUUUAAUAAUCAUUUUAGGUACAGAGUGGAGUUGCGCCUUUGUAAUUGUCUUAGACAACCUCUUCUUCCCCACAAUUACCUUCGAACUAACUACAACAGACUCCUCUGGAAAUGGCAGGUUCUGCUUUACGCCGCCUUAUGGCCGAAUACAAACAACUAACCCUAAAUCCACCAGAAGGAAUUAUCGCUGGUCCAAUAAACGAGGAAAACUUUUUCGAAUGGGAAGCGCUGAUUACAGGCCCGGAGGGUACCUGCUUUGAGGGUGGCGUAUUCCCUGCAAAGUUGAUAUUCCCGUGCGAUUAUCCAUUAAGCCCGCCAAAAAUGCAAUUCACAUGUGAAAUGUUCCAUCCUAAUAUAUACUCGGAUGGUAGAGUUUGUAUUUCCAUUCUUCAUGCGCCCGGUGAUGAUCCAAUGGGGUACGAAUCAAGUGCCGAGAGGUGGUCGCCUGUUCAAAGUGUCGAAAAGAUAUUGUUGUCGGUCGUUAGUAUGUUAGCAGAACCAAAUGAUGAAAGUGGAGCGAAUGUGGAUGCAGCUAAAAUGUGGCGGGAAAAUAGGGACGAAUUUAACAAAAUUGCUGACCGUAUAGUCAGGAAAACGCUAGGAAUACAUUUACGAGAGUAGUUUCAGACCAUAUGAAGCCUGUGAUUUGUUACUUGAUUAAUCCGUUAUAAACAUCUCCUUUUUUAAUUAGAAGUCUGUUAAUGACGGCUUUUUUUGUUAUCUUUUAAAAACUGGAAUUUAGAUUGUGAUUAAAAUUGCCUAUACUAAAUAAAGUAUAAACUUGCUUGUUUCACAA